Coturnix japonica (Japanese quail) is the source of this 1852-nucleotide messenger RNA. RefSeq names its product JAZF zinc finger 1 (gene JAZF1). Gene Ontology annotation, cellular component: nucleus. The record is from RefSeq and is a predicted model, not a curated record. Lineage: Eukaryota; Metazoa; Chordata; Aves; Galliformes; Phasianidae.
CCCCCACCUCGCUCUCUCCCCAUCUCUCGCUCCGUCCCGUUCCCCCCCUGCCCCCGCCUCUCCCCGCCCCGCCGCCGCCGGCCCUGGCAGAGCAGGCACGGCACGGCGGGGGGAUCUCGAUGUAACACCAUGACAGGCAUCGCCGCCGCCUCCUUCUUCUCCAACGCCUGCAGGUUCGGGGGCUGCGGGCUGCACUUCCCGACCCUGGCGGAGCUCAUCGAGCACAUCGAGGACAACCACAUCGAUACAGACCCACGUGUAUUAGAGAAACAGGAACUUCAGCAGCCAACCUAUGUUGCUCUAAGUUACAUUAACAGGUUUAUGACUGAUGCUGCUCGACGUGAGCAGGAGUCUUUAAAGAAGAAGAUUCAGCCGAAACUCUCUUUGACUUUGUCAAGCACAGUGUCCCGUGGGAAUGUAUCUACUCCACCUCGCCACAGCAGUGGAAGCCUUACUCCUCCCGUCACCCCUCCAAUCACUCCUUCCUCUUCGUUUCGUAGCAGUACUCCAACAGGUAGUGAAUAUGAUGAGGAGGAAGUAGACUAUGAAGAAUCAGACAGUGAUGAGUCCUGGACUACAGAAAGUGCUAUCAGCUCUGAAGCUAUCCUUAGUUCAAUGUGCAUGAAUGGAGGGGAUGAAAAACCUUUCGCCUGUCCUGUUCCUGGAUGUAAAAAAAGAUAUAAGAAUGUGAAUGGCAUCAAGUACCACGCCAAGAACGGCCACAGAACACAGAUCCGCGUACGCAAACCCUUCAAGUGUCGCUGCGGAAAGAGUUACAAGACAGCUCAGGGCCUGCGGCACCACACAAUCAAUUUCCACCCCCCCGUGUCUGCUGAGAUUAUCAGGAAGAUGCAGCAAUAACAUGCUGGUCACAAACGUGCCAAGAAAUCCUCACCAGCAGUUGCUGAUUUUGAGAACAGCCACCUUUUGCAGGGGAAGCAUUCAGCAACCCUUUAAACAAUUAAAUGCAUGCUUUAAAAUUUUCUGUAAUUUUGGAAUGAUGUAUCUUUGUAGAGUUAAUGAUUUUGUACAUUUGCACAUGUAAUCAUCGUACCCAUUUUCAUUACUUCGAGAUAAGGUGCUAUAAAAAGCUAAUAGAUUCUUCAGAACAUUUGGUUUCUUUCUCUCCCAAACAAAAGAAGGAGGGGGCGUGGCGUAUUCAGUCGUGCGGCAGCGUUGAAUAGGAGUAAGAGGAGGAGAGCUUGGCACUGACAUCCUCUCAAGAUUGUAGCAUGACGGAGACUCUCGAUGCAUCUGUCCGUGUGCGUGCAAAACCAAACCGAGACCACCGUUAUCAAACCAUAGCUGACAUGCCUUACGUGUGGAGUUGUCGGUGGAGUAGCAAGUCUUAUAGGUAACGGAAAUAUAAAUAAGAAAGAAUGUUUAACAUAAUAUGCUAAAAAUAUUUUCAUACUUAAAUAACAUACAUAAAAAGGUGUGCUUGCUGUAUUUUAUAUUCUCUUGCAAAUCCCUCCCCCCCCCUUCCCCUUUUGAAAUGCUGAAAAUCUUGCCAUUUGAACUAGUAAACAAUCACGUUAGUGUUAGAAACCCGCUUCUUUUUUGUACGAGAUGUCGUAUUACACUCAUGCCCAUCAGACUUCGGAGGACCAACAUCCCAGUCCAACUCAGUAGUUACCCCUGAAGUAUCUCUUAGAAAGACGCUCGGAAAUACUUAAGUGCAAAUUUAUGUGUGUGUGAGAAAAAAGAGUUAUCUUCAUCUCGGAUGAAGUUCUAAAGCACUUUGUAGUUCUCUAUUGCCAACAGAUUUAAUGUUUUAUGUUGUUGCCAAUUCUUGCAACUGCCGUACUGGCGUGUGCCUGUGGUUGCAAAUAAAAAUCAAGGAUUCUGCGCA